Molecule: messenger RNA, 5374 nt
Organism: Dreissena polymorpha
Lineage: Eukaryota; Metazoa; Mollusca; Bivalvia; Myida; Dreissenidae
Product: sodium/hydrogen exchanger 7-like
Exons: 18
Coding region: 983-3004 (673 amino acids)
Biological process (GO): sodium ion transport; regulation of pH; proton transmembrane transport
Cellular component (GO): membrane; recycling endosome
Molecular function (GO): sodium:proton antiporter activity
Source: RefSeq, a predicted model, not a curated record
GUCAGUCAGCCAGUAUUGAAAUAAAAAUGACCUUUUAACAGGACUGUCUGAAAUGAAGUCAUUUCCAGUGCCAGAGGAUCGUCAAAUCUGACCGAAAGAAAUGGAUCAAAACAGAGCUCGCUUAUCACUGCUGCUCGUGUCGUUCAAACAUUGAUGGGACAUUUGACUUUGAUAAGGGCUUAAAAAGACUGUACAAAGAUUCGCAAUGUGGAUUAGAACAGCUGCGUGUUGGCGUCAAGCGGGAACGUUUGCUGCUAAGGAGUGUGCCUUGUAAUGUAUCUCUUCAUGACAAUUUUGACAAUCAUACCCAAGAUAAAGUUGCUAACGGUAUUUUAUCGGUAUUCUACUGUACCAAGAAGAAAGCACUUGAAUGCACCGGUGACGGAAAUUGCAUUUUUAACGCAUUUUCCAUACACCUACAGGGGGAUGAGAGCCGAAGUACUGAGCUGCGUUACAGGUGUUGCAUUGAGAUGGCAGAAAAACGGACAAAUUUGUUAGACAUAGGGCUUAUAAGCCAAAUGAAGUGGUGUCGUCAGCAUCAGAGUAUGACAAAGAGAUCAUAAUGUGUUGUGUUGAUCGUUGCUGGGCUUCCAUGUGGCCCUGGCCCAUUAGAUCGAGGUCAAGGUCGAUGUUGUGUAUCCCGCAGUCAACGGAACAGACAACUACAACUUCAAGAACAUUUACCAAGUUAUCAAGCCACCGUUCGUAGAUCCCGAGAAGCCUGUGAUUACAAUUAUGUGGAGCAGUAUGCACGCUCCAUCGAAGGUUAAAAUUGGUCAGAGACGCAACACAACCUGGAAAGCAAAUCACUGUGUUCCAUUGGUCCAGGGCAAUGUUCGAAUAGAGAAGGUGGAACUCGUAUUCGGAGAACCAGAUAACAUAAAUGUACAUGAAAUUCCAAUUAUCCAUGUUGAAGAUUGCCUGUCGCCACCUGUAGUGGGAAAUAAUGCAGCCUGGACAUCAAGAACUCCAUUGAAUUGCGAUGUCAUUCGAAGUUCCCCAGUUAUCGCGGUCAGAAGCAAUGACUUCCCACCAUUGUCUCGUCCAAUACCUACGGCACGAGCUCCAUCAUCGGACGCUUCCACGCUGCGUACAUCGCUUUCACGGUUUGAUCAUUGGAGCUGUGAUAAGAUACACAAGUCACCCAAAUGAACAGAUAACGGCAGAAGCAUACUUGAAAAAUUACAGUGAUAAGGCAACACCGGAGGUUGUGUACAUCCGCAUGAAUGUGACAACCAGCAAAAAUAAAACUUCUGAAGCAAUUGUGAAAUACAAUGCGGAUAAAAUUGUAACAGUAAUGAAUCAAGAAGCUCUUCUAGAGAAAACAGUAACAUUUGACCCAGAGAUAUUUUUCAACGUUUUUCUGCCUGUUAUAAUAUUUGAAGCUGGAUACAGCAUGAAAAAGGUACAUUUCUUUAAAAACUUUGGAGCCAUUGUGAUGUACGCUUUCAUAGGUACCACGCUGUCAUUUAUGGUUGUUGGUGGUCUGAUGUUUGCUAUAACCAGGGUGAACUCUCUGAAAGACGCUUUCACGGUCAAUGACUGUUUCUUCUUCGGAGCUAUAAUCUCGGCCACUGAUCCAGUUACUAUCUUGGCCAUCUUUAAUGAUCUGAAUGUAGAUGUGACGUUGUACGCGCUCGUGUUUGGAGAAAGUGUGCUGAACGACGCAGUCGCCAUAGUGUUAUCUGGGUCUGUUGAAGAAUUUCGAGCCAGUUCCGUUGAAGCCUACAACAAAGGUGGUGGAUCUGAGGGAUUUAAUACUGAGGCGUUUUUCAAGGCACUUCUUAACUUUGCUGUGAUAUUUGGCGGCGCUUUCCUGAUUGGUUCAGUGUAUGGAAUGGUGACGGCUGUCCUCACCAAGUUCACAAAAUUACGAGACUUUCCAGUGUUAGAGACAGCCCUGUUCUUUUUAAUGUCUUACGCUUCAUUCUUGACAUCAGAAACUGCAGGUCUUACGGGUAUUGUUGCUGCGCUGUUCUGUGGUAUAUGUCAAGCUCAUUAUACAUACAACAAUCUCUCAGAUGAGUCCAAGUUAAGGACCAAACAGCUGUUUGAACUGAUGAACUUCAUGGCAGAAAACUUUGUGUUCCUGUACAUUGGUGUUUCGGUAUUCACGUUUGAAAAUGUCGCGUGGAAUGGCUGGUUCAUAGUUGGAGCAUUUGUAGCUGUCAUCAUAGGGAGGGCCAUCAAUAUAUACCCACUCUCGUUCUUGCUGAACUUUGGAAGGAGGAAUAAGAUAUCUCUCAAAAUGAUGCACAUGAUGAUGUUUUCUGGUUUGCGAGGGGCUAUAUCCUAUGCGCUGGCCAUUAGGAACACUUCAUCUGAGGCCAGAAAGCACAUGCUGUCAGCUACCAUGAUGAUUGUGCUGAUCACAGUCAUAUUCUGUGGAGGCUUUGUCACUCCAGCAUUGCAGUUCUUACAGAUACGUGUUGGUGUAGAGGAAGAGGAGACGGGUGUUGGGCAGUCAGCUGAUGUGAGAAAUGCCAUGUCUCGCCAGCGUCAGUACAGCACGAUGGAGGUACCACGUGGAAUGGCAGACCACUCACCGGAACAGCCAUCAUCUCUUCAGAGUCAGGCUGAGCAGGAUAUACAAUCGAGGUCAUUUAACAAGGCCUUUCUGGUGGCAAAGUGGUACAAAUUUGAUAGAAAGUUCCUCAAGCCUCUACUGACCAACAGCAGACCUAGCCUCAUGGAAACGUGUCCUAGCUGCUGUCUGCCUCUAACUCGCCUGCUCACCACUCAAGAACAGCUUGAGAGUCGGCUUAGUCACGAUGGAGAAUCGGACACUGAUAUGAUCAUUGAUCACAGCGAGCUGUCUAUUGGUGAGAACCACAGCACAAACACCAGCCCUGCUCUCAAUGCUGAUAAAGACCACACUGAGUUUCCCGCUUACAGAGAAGAUUUGAGCUCUGACCUUGCCACAAAUGUAGGUCAAGGACGAAGAUCUGGCCAUCCAAUGAGACUGCAGGUCAACUUUGGGUCACCCUCUGGUGAAACUGUUUGAGGAGCCUAAAGCAUUCGUGUAUUUGGCUUAAAGUCUGAGCAUCUUUAAUAACUUUAUAGUACAUUAACUGUGAAAAAAAUAUUUUUGUGAGCAUGACCUUUGUUCAUGCUUUAAAAAAAGAUUAAUCCUUUCUACUCUACCUGAACGAAGUCAACGCUAUCAAAACAGCUUUACUGCGCUGGUGUUUUACAAGAAAUGUUUAGUGUCAGUCAAGUCCAGAGUGUAAUGUACCCUAUUUUGUGCAUUACAUGUAUCUGGAUUUAUCUGUAUUGUGAAAUAAACAUAGGAUUUGUGUGUGGAUUAUGUAAUCUUUAAAAUUUUAAAUAUUUGACAUAAUUAUUUGUGAUAGUCUCAAAUUUGUGGAAUAUUCUAAACACAAAAUCAGAUAAAGUUAAUGUCGAAUCAAAUUGUUUUCACAGCACAUGUAUUACUGUAUUAUGUUUCCAAAAUAUAAACUCUGUUUUUGCUUGGUCUUGAUUGGAUGUUAUAGCAUGUUAAUGUGCUUCUGAGAUUGUUGAGAUUAUACACAAUUUAUAAACUUAAUGGUGGCAUGUUUCUACCUGGCAUUUUUACUUAUAGUUGUGUAUCAUAUAUGUGUACAAUUAUAUAUACAUUUGAAAUCAAUGAUAUGCUUUUAAAUUUAGUGUGUAUAAAUAUAAAUGUUAAACAUUUAGGUGUGCAUGUUAGUUUGCAAGGCAGUGUUUCUGGUGAUAAUACCUGUGCAAUUUUGUCUCUAAAUGGAAAAGCGAAAAUGGGCCUCUUCAUGAUUUUGAUUGACAACAAUCAGAUUUAUUGCUCAACAAACUUAAAAUAUAGACAAUUUUGAGCAUGUCCCUGAGAAAAAAGCUUAAUGCAACAUCCCAGAUAAGUGGGUGCAGUCUGCACAGGCUAAUCAAGGAAGACACUUUCCGCCUAGACUUGAUUUGUUUAGAAGAAUCUUCCUUUUAACAAAACAUUAUUCACUGAACAGCAAGUGAUGUUCCUGGUUAGCCUGUGCAGACUGCAUAGGCUAAUUUUGGAGGAAACCAAAUGGACAUGCAUUAAGCUCCACUUUGCCAAAGGGCUGCACAUAUGAAAUAUGUCAUUUGUUCAAUUGUGCAAUCUUCAUUUUAUAAAUCUCUUGUGUCUUUGUAUGGUUCUGUGAGGUCUUGUUACAUGUAGCAACAUACCAAAAUAUAGAAUUUAGUGAGCAAUGUUGUAUAUUUAAAUGUAUGUGCAUUCUUUCUAUGUUGUUUUACAUUUAGGUUUGUUCCAAUUCAACAUCAUCGACACAGUACAUACAUUUAGAUUCGCCUACAAUUGUCUCAAAUUUGUGUUAGAUUAUAUGUUUUCUAAUAUUUUCAUAUUGAUACAAAUGAAAUUCUGUGUCUUCUUAUGCCCCCGAUAGGGUGGCAUAUAGCAGUUGAACUGUCCGUCAGUCAGUAUGUCAGUCUGUCGGUCAGUCCGAAAAAAAACUUUAACAUUGGCCAUAACUUUUUCACUAUUGAAGAUAGCAACUUGAUAUUUGGCGUGCAUGUGUAUCUCAUGGAGUUGAACAUUUUGAGUGGUGAAAGGUGAAGGUCAAGGUCAUUCUUUAAGGUCCAAUGUCAAAUAUAUGGCGUCUGUCCCUCUGAAAACUUUAACAUUGGCCAUAACUUUUUCAAUAUUGAAGAUAGCAAUUUGAUAUUUGGCAUGCAUGUGUAUCUCAUGGAACUGCACAUUUUGAGUGGUGGAAGUUCAAGGUCAAGGUCAUCCUUCAAGGUCAAAAAAAAUAUAAUUAAAAAAAGUGGCGUUCUCAUGAAGCUGCACAUUUUGAGUGGAGGAAGUUCAAGGUCAAGGUCAUCCUUCAACGUCAAAGGUCAAAAAAAAAAUUCAAAGCGGCGCAAUAGGGGGCAUUGUGUUUCUGAUGAACACCUCUCUUGUUAUAAUGGGAAAUAAAUAAAUCAUCUGUAUGUGUGUUACUGACCACAACAUAUAAUAACCAGUAUGCUUUCCAUAUUGAAAUAUAAACUCUCACAAGUUGGCUAAAGAAUACAUUUUUAGCUCACCUGAGCGAUAGCUCGAGGUGAGCUAUUGUGAUCACUCAGCGUCCGGCGUCCGUCCGUCCGUCCGUCCGUAUACAAAUUUGUAAACAUCUUCUUCUACUAAACCAUUGAGCCAAUUUCAACUAAAUUUCAUGUGGAGCAUCCCUAGGUCAUGGGACAAAAGAAUUGUUAAAAAAAAUUUGAUCACAUAACCAAGAUGGCCGCCAUGACCAUAUAUGGUAAAAACCUUAAAAAAUCUUCUUGUCAGAAACCGCUCAUCAGAUUUUCAAAAAAUUUCACAGGGAUGACCUUUGAGGGCUCCCCUGAAAAAGUUGUUCAAAGAAAUUUGAUUCGUCAAAAAACAUGG